Amorphotheca resinae ATCC 22711 is the source of this 1606-nucleotide messenger RNA. RefSeq lists its product as hypothetical. Gene Ontology annotation, biological process: cytoplasmic translation. Gene Ontology annotation, cellular component: cytosol. The record is from RefSeq and is a predicted model, not a curated record. Lineage: Eukaryota; Fungi; Ascomycota; Leotiomycetes; Helotiales; Amorphothecaceae. The transcript has 2 exons. Gene Ontology annotation, molecular function: metal ion binding; mRNA binding. The coding region runs from base 220 to 1308 and encodes 362 amino acids.
UAAGCAAUAUCGCUAACUUCGCCACUUAGCGCUUCCCCCACCAUGUUGAAGAUCGUGCGUAUUUCGCCAUGGUCAAUUCAAGAAGUCCAAGUCACUCGAGAUCCAUCAACGCCCCACCCACAGUCCUUUCCCUGUCUUUGUACAUCUAGAAAUCAUUGUCGCGUCGAGCUAAUCUAAACCCUCUGGUCAAAUCCUCAUUAUAUCUGUCAUCUCGCCAAGAUGCCUCCCAAGAAAGGGGACAAGGGCAAAAAGCCCUCUGCCGCGAAGAUCGUAGAGGAUAAGACCUUUGGCUUGAAGAAUAAGAAGGGUGCACAAACACAAAAGCAGAUUGCCCUGAUGCAACAAUCGGCUAAGGCUGGUGGUACCCCCGAGGAAAAGAGGAGAGCUGCGGAAAAGGCACAGAGGGAGAAAGAGAAGGCCGCAGCAGAGCUCGCGAGGAAGGAGGCGGCGGAGCUAUUCAAACCGGUGCAGGUUCAGAAAGUCCCUUUUGGUGUGGACCCGAAGACCGUCCUGUGCCAAUUCUACAAGAAGGGUCAUUGCGAGAAGGGGAAGAAGUGCAAAUUCUCUCAUGAUUUGAACGUUGAACGGAAAACAGAAAAGAAAGACCUGUACCAAGACACUCGAGAAGACGAAGAAGCUAAGAAGAGGCAAGAGACAUCUGAAGAUUGGGACGAGGAGAAACUUAGGACUGUGGUCCUCUCCAAGAAAGGGAAUCAGAAGACGACAACCGACAAAGUUUGCAAGUACUUCAUUGAAGCAGUUGAAGAGGGUAAAUACGGCUGGUUCUGGACUUGUCCAAAUGGAGGGGACAAGUGCAUGUAUCAGCACAAGUUACCACAAGGCUUCGUCUUGAAGACAAAGGAACAGCGGGCUGCAGAAAAGGCUCUCAUGGAUAAGUCUCCGAUGAAGACUCUUACACUAGAAGAUUUCCUCGAAUCCGAACGACACAAGCUCACUGGCAAGCUCACCCCUGUCACACCAGAGACAUUUGCGAAAUGGAAAAGAGAGAGACUGGACAAGAAGGCUGCCGAAGACCAGGCACGACUUGCUAAGGAAGCUACGGGCCGCGCCAUGUUUGAAAAGGGUGACUGGGAGGCCAGUGGCGAUGAGGAUGAAUCAGAUGAUGAUGGUGACGACGCAUGGAAUAUGGAGAAGUUGCGCCAAGAGACAGAGGCUUUACGAGAGAAGAAAGAAGCUGAACGAAUAGCGGCAUAUGGCAAGGCGGCGGCAACGAAUGGUGACAACGGCGUUCUGGGUCACAUUGAACCAGACAUCCAUGGAGCUGAUGAUAAAGGCGAGGCAUCAUGAGCCUUCAACUGGCAAGAUGAUCAUCUUUAACAGCUAGAAAUCUUCAAACUAGCGUCAUUAAGGGAUACGCCCUCACGACAAUAUCAGGGCACUCGCAGGAGCAGAUUCCGGAUAAAAUGUACGUAUGCACUAGGAGAACCAUAUCGGCUUUCAGAUCAUUUACACAAUGAAUGAAUUCCCGAACAUCUUAGGACGUCAUGGAGCUUGCAGACCGUAUCUAUAGCGAAGACAGCCCUUGUGGCCUCACGAUGAGAAUAUACAGUCAAUAGAUGAAGGAUGCAGAUGACACCAAUCAGCC